AUGAAUCUGGCCCUGAGGACUCCAAACAGUGACAUCAUUGUCAUACUGGAUGCAAAACAUGGUUCUGAUGGAGACGUGGCAGUCACCUCCUGCAAAACCGCAGAUCCUAAAGAGAGAAUUUUAAAGGCAGCAAGAGUAAAACAGUUACCUACAGGGCCUUUGGACUUUGAGGCAUACAGUGCAGCUGCCCUGCAGGAAGCGAUGAAACGUUUGCGGGGAGCCAAGGCCUUUCGCCUUCCAGGACUGAGCCGGAGGGAGCGCGAGCCACCUACAGCUGUAGACCCCGUGGAACCUGACGUGGCGCCAUGUUCGGAGGUGGAUGAAGAAGGCUUCACUGUCCGGCCUGACGUGACCCAGAACAGCACAGCUGAGCCCUCCCUGUUCUCGUCCAGCGACUCGGACUUUGAUGAUGAGGAGCCACGCAAGUUCUACGUGCACAUCAAGCCCGCCGCAGCCCGGGCCCCAGCCUGCAGCCCCGAGGCAGCUGCCGCACAGCUCAGGGCCACGGCGGGCAGCCUCAUCCUCCCUCCGGGCCCAGGGGGUGAGGGCACCAUGAAGCGCCAUUCUUCCCGGGAUGCUGCUGGGAAACCACAGAGGCCUCGGUCUGCCCCAAGAGCCAGCAGCUGCACGGAGAAGCUGCAAUCAGAUGAGCAGUUUUCUAAGAACCUCUUUGGGCCACCCCUAGAGUCAGCCUUUGACCACGAAGAUUUUACAGGCUCCAGCAGUCUGGGCUUUACCUCCAGCCCCUCGCCUUUCUCCUCCUCAUCUCCAGAGAACGUGGAGGACUCUGGCCUGGACUCCCCGUCUCACACAGCACCAGGCCCCUUCCCGGAAUCCUGGGUCCCCCGCCCGGGCACCCCACAGAGCCCACCUAGCUGUAGGGCACAGCCACCUGAGUUGAGGGGAACACGGCCCCUGCUGUCCUCGGAUUCGCCACAGCCCCUGGCAUCGUCCCCAGGCCCCUGGGGGCUGGAGGCCGUGGCUGGAGGAGAGCCAAGGCCCGUACCUGCCGACCCCACGGCCAUGGAGGGCCUGGCAGCCCCACCCCGGAGGCCCCGCUCCAGGAAGGUGUCCUGCCCCCUCUUGGGCAGCAACGGGGAUCUGUCUCAUUCUCCGAGUCCCUCCCCACUCGGCUCUCAGUCCCCCUGCACUGGCCCAGAACGUUCCAACUUCUCAUCGCAGACAGGUCACGGGAUCUCCCGGGGCCCAAGCCCUGUGGUCCUGGGCUCCCAGGAUGCCCUGCCCGUGGCCACCGUCUUCACCGAGUACGUCCACGCCUACUUCCGUGGCCACAGCCCCAGCUGCCUGGCUCGAGUAACUGGGGAGCUGACCAUGACCUUCCCAGCUGGCAUCGUGCGUGUGUUCAGCGGGACCCCGCCCCCGCCCGUCCUCAGCUUCCGUCUGGUGCACACAGCCCCCAUCGAGCACUUCCAGCCCAGCGCCGAUCUCCUCUUCAGGUACUUGACCCCCUCUCAGAGCGACCCUGAGACCAAAGACUUCUGGCUCAACAUGACAGCCCUGACUGAAGCGCUGCAGCGCCAGGCAGAGCAGAAUCCAGCUGCCUCCUACUACAACGUAGUGCUGCUGCGGUACCAGUUCUCCCGCCCGGGGCCCCAGUGUGUGCCUCUGCAGCUGAGCGCCCACUGGCAGUGCGAGGCGACCCUCACUCAGGUCUCGGUGGAAUACAGCUACCGGCCGGGUGCCACGGCAGUGCCUACGCCGCUCACCAAUGUCCAGGUCCUGUUGCCUGUGGGGGAGCCUGUGACCAAUGUCCACCUGCAGCCAGCCGCUGUCUGGAACCUGGAUGAGAAGCGGUUCCUAUGGAAGCUUCCAGAUGUGUCUGAGGCAGGGGGCUCCGGCCGCCUGUCUGCCAGCUGGGAGCCGCACUCAGGGCCCAGCACUCCCAGCCCCGUGGCUGCUCAGUUCACCAGCGAAGGGGCCACUUUGUCCAGCGUGGACCUGGAGCUGGUGGGCAGUGGCUACCGCAUGUCACUAGUAAAAAGAAGGUUUGCCACAGGAAUGUACCUGGUGAGCUGCUGAGCCCGGGAGGCUGACCAGCCCACUGGC
Messenger RNA from Phyllostomus hastatus (greater spear-nosed bat), 2067 nucleotides. RefSeq names its product F-BAR domain only protein 1-like. Gene Ontology annotation, biological process: clathrin coat assembly; clathrin-dependent endocytosis. Gene Ontology annotation, cellular component: cytoplasm; plasma membrane; clathrin-coated vesicle. The record is from RefSeq and is a predicted model, not a curated record. Lineage: Eukaryota; Metazoa; Chordata; Mammalia; Chiroptera; Phyllostomidae.